Messenger RNA from Coccidioides immitis RS, 525 nucleotides. RefSeq lists its product as uncharacterized. NCBI's taxonomy places the organism in Eukaryota, Fungi, Ascomycota, Eurotiomycetes, Onygenales, Onygenaceae. The record is from RefSeq and is a predicted model, not a curated record. Bases 1 to 525 code for a protein of 174 amino acids. The transcript is spliced from 3 exons.
AUGGACCUUCAAGGUCGUGGAAUGCAGACAUCCGCUCACUGGAUGAGCUACUUGGCCAGAAAAAAGCAGAAUGCGGCGAAGGGCAAUGUCAGACUCGGGUCAUCAUGGAUGAGCAGUGUAUCAAUGUGGAUAUUCCUAGGAUCGGGCCGUAUCUCGAUUCCAACCGUAAAGCUAUCCUUCCAGAAUUUGGCAGGGGUUGUUACCGCGGGAAGGGCCCUCGAUCGCCAAGAUGUGCUCAUCGACGCACAUCUGACAGCCGAACCGAUCACCCACCAACAGGACAUCAUGGCCUUCAAACCUGUUCCCAUGCUGCUGCGGGCAUUGAUUCUGGGAUCCACUGGUGCGAGGGUCGUUAGCUAUGAUCUUCUUCGCGUCUUGACAACCCAUGGUCGGGAAAGAUUCACUAUUGUGAAGUUCUACUGCCCAACUGCCACGAAGAGAGAUAUACACAUGGCCGGCCUACGACGUGCAGGCCAGGGAGCAGGAGUCACUGCGGCUCUGUCGUAUCCACAAGAACAGUGGUGA